Messenger RNA from Electrophorus electricus (electric eel), 9072 nucleotides. Lineage: Eukaryota; Metazoa; Chordata; Actinopteri; Gymnotiformes; Gymnotidae. The record is from RefSeq and is a predicted model, not a curated record.
ACAAGGCCUGCCUCCCUUAUCCUCUCCUCUUCUGGCUCUACCACGCAGUUCUUUUUCAGGGCCGAUGACUCGCUCAGUUAUAACUGAAAUGAAGAGCAGCUACAUGUUUGUAAGAGAUACAUUUUACUGAGUUUAGGGGUGGGGUCAUGGUGUCCGAAAUGGACGGCUGGCACUCCCUCCACACCAGCAUUGCACCCUUGGAGCUAAUUGAACAGUGCCCGGUUGGCCGCGCUCCAGUCUGUGAAAAGACACAAUUCCACAUCCAUCUAAGAGUCAUCACCACCUACAGCAUCUGCUUCCACAAGCUGAGGUCUUCUUCACCAGACUCUCCUCCUUUCCCGCAUGCCCGGCAAUCUUCCGUUUCAGUGGUGGACCCUGUUCUAGUGUUUACCUCGCUCUGUUCAUUGCUCCUGACGUUGCUGAGUGGCUUCUAUAUAUCCUGCUUCCGUGAUAGUCUGUCUGAGGUGGACUGCAGCCUCAAAGAGCAUCCCAGAGGACUCAAGGAAAAUAAUCAAAUGAAACACAGAAAUAAACAGAUGAGAGGAGAUAGGAUGGGUGAGGGAACAGAUGAAGUGGAUAGUGCCAAAACUACGAGAAUAUCCCUCAGUUUCCCCAUCAGUGCUGGACUGCCUGGUUUCUCUGCACAAAAGCAAUGUCCCUUAAUUCAUCCACCUUCCUCUUCUAUGACAUGUGACAGGGAAGCCUCAGAUGGCACUUUGUGGAAGGAGGAAACUCUCAGAGACAAACAGUUGUCCAAAGUAUCAAAAUCGAACUACCUGCCCUGCUCUUCCUCCUCUACUCUCCCUAUUGAUCUGACUGCACCUGUCAGCAAAUCCACAUUGUCUUUUUCUGUGGCUGGUACUGGUCCCCAUUUUCCUACAUCUGCUUUGCACACAACUGCUAACAUGGACUACUCGGAGACAUCUGGAGCUGGUCUGCCUAAUGACUACCCAGAACACUCAACCACAGAGACAGCACAUAUCUUAUUCAACCUGAGUGCGAGAGCGUACCAAGGUCAGGUGACAAAGGACCCGGAAAGCUCAAAAGGUAAAAAACGGAAGGCCAAUAGCUUACAUGUGGAACUGAGCCUUCCUCUCCCCAGUAUCAACCCACCUUCUUCUUCAUCGAACCCCCCUCCCCUUUCUCCCCCCUCUACCUCUCCUUUGACUCUCCCGCCUCCAUCUUUCCAUGACUCGUACCGGGCGGUGCCAAAGCCAGAGCUGCUGUGCGGGGUGUGCCACCGUCUGUUCAGCACCGCCUCAUCUCUCACUGUCCACAUGCGCCUCCACCGGGGGGGACGAAUGCUCAGCUGCCGCCACUGUGGCAAAGCCUUCAUCCAUAAUAAAAGACUGCUGUCCCACGAGGCCACCUGCCGGCAAGCGCUGCCAGCUUUCCCCGUCCAACCCAAAGAGGAACCCUUGGAGGAAGGGGAGGGGGAGAAAGCAGGCAGGGCUGAAGAGCAGUGCGGACAGGAGACGGGGCCCGGCCGGCCCCUAAAGAAGAGGCGAGGUCUCCAUGGGCAUCACGCCAGGGCGCUAGUUCACAGCGAUGGCCUGAGGGAGGAGGAUCACUUUGUGAAGGUUGUUGACGGACAUAUCAUUUACUUCUGCUCUGUGUGCGAGCGCUCCUACAUGACCCUGUCCAGCCUCAAGCGACACUCCAAUGUGCACUCAUGGCGCCGGAAGUACCCCUGCCACUACUGUGACAAGGUUUUUGCUCUUGCAGAAUAUCGCACAAAACACGAGGUGUGGCACACUGGCGAAAGGCGAUACCAGUGUAUAUUUUGCUGGGAGGCCUUCCCAACCUACUACAACCUCAAAACACAUCAAAAGACCUUCCAUGGCAUUAGCCCGGGGCUUAUCUCAAGUGAGAAGACAGCCAAUGGGGGCUAUAAGCAGAAGGUUAAUGCCCUUAAACUCUAUCGCUUGCUUCCCAUGCGCUCCCAGAAACGGCCCUACAAAACGUACAGCCAGGCUCUGGCUGAUGGACUGCUCAAACCUGACUCAUCUGUUACCCUGCCUCUGCCUCUCGACUGCAGCCUCCCUACGGCUCUAGACCCCAGUAAACUGGAGUCCUUACUUAAAGACGUUCAUCCACAAGACAUUAAAGACAUUAAACCGGACCCAGACAGAUUCAUCAUCAAGACGGGUACUGACCAGUGCAAGAAGAUGUCCCAGACAGAGAUGGCCAGUGAGGUCAGUGACAAAGAGAGGUCAGAUGUACAUCUUUCUGGCAACAGCAGCAGCAAAGUCAAACCACUCAAGGGCUCAGAGGCAGCUGUUUCUUCUGUCAUUACAUUUGGACAUAGCAAACCCUCAGUUAUCAUGCAUGGCACAUCACUCCAAUCCUCCGUCAUUGUUCAGAGAAAUAAGAUAUCCUCUGAGGAUGGAAAGAGCCCCUCCGAGAGCAAUCAGGCAAUUUCUAAGGCUUCCCAAAAGCAAAUGAAAAAGCAUAGUCAGAAGGAACACUCACAUGGCCAGAGUAGGUGGGAGACAGGCAGCUCCAAUACAGAAGCCCCCAAAAUCCAACAACCUACAGAGAAGCUCCACAAAGGCCGUAAAGCUCAUAGCAAGAAUGAGUCAAGCAAGGCGGUGCCCAUAUCUGUGGAUUCAGAGGUCAAGGGAAGUGGGCCUCUAUGUCAGAUCACCGUGCGCAUCGGAGAGGAGGCCAUUGUCAAAAGAAGUAUCUCUGAGACAGACCUCAUGAGAGACAAAAGCCCAUCUCUGAGCAAAGGCAAAAAGAGCAAUCUUCUGCAUGACGACCAGAGAGAGCAGCGACACACCCAUCACCACCACCGCAAACACCAUGGUCAUCGCAGUUCCAGCCAGGAAGGAAGGGAGGAGGAGCCCAAGUGGAAAAACCCCAGAGUGGCAGGCAAGGUGAGGAGGUAUUUCUUCCGUCAGGAAGUAAGGGAGGACAGGAAUGAGCAUGACAGAGAAGACAACUUGUGGAGACCCUACUAUUCUUACAAACCCAAGCGGAAGGCUUUGCAUAUGCAGAAGGUCAAGAGCUGGCAACGCAAAAUGCAUUACAAACGAUCCCUGAGGUUAAUGAGGAGAGCGGAAAAGCUCAUGAACCAUGUAAACAAAGAGGUGGAUGGUGGAGAGGAGGAAGAAGAAGAAGAAGUAAAAGAAGCAGAGAAAGAGGUUAUUCACCAGAAGGAGGUCAAAGACAGCACACAAGCUAUUUCUGUAUCCUCAAUAACUGAACAGGAGAAGGAAGAGAAGGGGGCCCCUGAAAAGCUUGACCCCCCUUUCUCUGUAGCUUUGCCCAAGCUGAAUACUCAGUACACAGGUUCCUCUACCAUUAAGCAACGGUGGUCUGGAGACCACGCUUCUGAAUGUGGGUCUUGUGGCCGCUGGUUCUCCAGUUCUAGGAAACGUGAUAAACACGAGCUAACACAUCUAUUCGAGUUUGUGUGCCUACUGUGCAGAGCUCCAUUUCCCUCUCAGACCAAGUUAGAGGAGCAUCAGAGAACGAAUCAUCCAAAAAACAAACCUCUGUCUACCUCCGCUCCAUGUAACUCACAGUUAUCAAGCAAAGAAAAUGCCAUGGAACUACCAGAGGGAGGUGAUGCACUGAGCAGGAGAUUCUUAGAAAAGGGUAGUCCAGCUCGCUUGGGAAGAAGGCCUUUGACCAGAUACACCUGCUCACAGUGUGAUAAAGUAUGCAAAACAGCAGCCGCAUUGAACUGCCACCUGAAGAGACACGAGCUAGGUGGCUCUGCAGAAAUCGUGCAGCAAAUGCCGGUCACACAAAGUUACAGCUCUGUGAUACCAGAGACAGGCAAAGAUAAAAGCAAAGACAUUACAGAAGAGCAUGCACGGGCCAUCCCUGUUAUAAGCUACCCUAAAACAGAUUCCCAACACACAGAAAUUCAGCUCGGUGAGGGAAAUGCGGAGCACCAAAGAGUAGGUGCUGAUGAAAGCCCAAAGCUAGCAAUUCACAGUCCACAGUUGUGUACCACAUCCUCCCCAGUUAGACUCAGCCCCACAGUGGAAAGGUCAAAGGUCAUCUCCCCUGGUCUCCCCAGUGUACUGGUCAUGAAUGGAGCAGAAUGCCUGGACUUCCGAACCCCCGAGAAACGGAAUCUAGAUACACAGGACCAGAGGAGGAGAAGCCGCACACCUACUGACAGACCGAGUCAAGUAUGUCAAAUGCAAACGGUGCCAAAGGUUAGAACACAGACUGAACGUACAACUAUGGCACUGCAGGCAGUCAAGGGUUGUGCUGCUGGUGACGAGGCAGAAAGAGACACACACAGACACAAGGACAUUCACAACAUGGACCAUUUAAAUAAUUUGCAGGAGGCUCAAGAUCUUAGGAUCUUUCCAGUACCCAGAGUUGGUAGCAGAAGCCAAGCAGAGGAUCUAUCAAUGCAAACUAUACUGGCAAGGGAGAGGGAGCUAGCCCAGCAAGCUGCGUACCAGGCCACCACCAACAAAAAGUGCUCCACAGAAGAGGAAGUGACGCUCAUUGUGCCCAAAGAAGAGCCGCUAAGUCCCGUACCCUCUCCCACAUGCUCUGUCAUUCAAACCACUCAAAAAGGACCCUCUCAAAGGCACCCACAGUCCCCUUGUCAUUCUCCAGGCCCAUUAAACCUGCAGUUGCGUCCACAUUUGGAACAGAACCAAUCACACCAAGGCAUGCACGGUGCCGAGAAACAAAGACCUGCGCUUCCAACGGGUUCAGGUCGGGGUAGCGAGCCCCCCUCUUCUUGUGCUGUGCUGCACCCCCAUGUGCCCCGUUCAGAAUCAGAGACAAAGGACAGCACCUCUUCAACAGCAACAGACCCUCGGAGGGAAUCCAGCUAUCCUGUUCAGGAGUUUGCACUUCCUUUGAUUAUACCAGGGGGCUACUGCUCUGGUAAGAAACAAGAGGACCAGAUCCUGAUGUCUUACCCCCCUGGACCCCUAUCUUUUGGGGCACUGGGGAAGAUGGUACCCCAUACUGACUCAUCCAAACUGCCCUUUUACCCUGAUCCCUAUCACCUGCUCUAUGGCCCACAGUUACUACCAUACCCAUACAACCUUGCAGCUCUGCCCAUGGCUCUCAAUAUGAUGGCAUCAGGGGACAAAGUAGAGCCCUUGCCAUUUUUACCCACUCUCUUCAAUUAUGCUGCAACAGGUGCCCCUUUCGCAGGAACAGUGCCCCACCCUUUAAUGGUCAACCCCAGCCUAUACAAUAGCAGCAGUAGCAGUAGCACAAAGCGAGACAGUGGCAACCCAUGAGUGAAUAUUGAGGCAGAAGCAGUGAAGGAAUACUGUACAGCUUAAAAGAGGACCAGGCCUUUGAUUGAAGAGAGUUUAUUGUUCUGUUUGUUAACUGAACUACUUGCACAGAUCUUUCUUCUCUUUUGUAAAGUAGCAAAACUAUAGGCAUAUGUAGGAAUCAACCAUAGUGAAGUGACGGAGGGGUGUUUUGGAGGUAGGGCCAAUGGGUGAAGGGGAAGUGAUGAUCUAAAGAUCCGAUAUCUUUCUGCCACUGGCAAAACACACCUCUGACACGCCACCCUUCUCCCUCUUUAGAAGAGUUAGAGCUUGGUUUUAUGUCCUCUCAGAUUUAUUGUGAUAAUAGGUAUAACCAAUAAAUAAUAAUCGCUAACAGGGUGUGUGUUUCCAGAAAAAAAAAAAAAAAAAAAUUAUUAGUUAAGUCUGCUUCCCACUAGUGACAGUAUACCAAUAAUGAUGUUGUUAAUAAUAUUGAUAUAUUGACACCGCUAAUAGUAAUAAUAUGGGGACCGAGCUUUUCAUUACAAGCAAAAGGAUUUACCUAAAAAGGCUCAACACACUCAACUCAGUGAAGGAAGAUGAUAGCUUACAGUUUCAUGAGUGUGUAUGUCUGUGUGUGUUUGUGUGAGCACGUGUGCGUGCGUGCGCGCGUGUGUGUGUGUGUGUGCGUGCACGCACAUGUGUGCAUGUGUGUAUGAAACUUUCGUCAUGCAUGUAGAAGUUUGGGGUAGCUGCCCUCUUACAUUAUGUAACUGUAGGUUCUGUUGUGUGUAUUUUCAGUACUGGCUUUUAUGUGGGUGUCGGCAGAUGUGAACACGUGUGCUUGUGUGCGUGGGUGUGUUGAGAGUGAUGUAUGCAUGCACAGUUGUAGCCAGCCACUUUUGUGCUAUAGCAGCCUUGGGCUAUACCAGUUCCAUGGGGAUUUUAAGUAUAGGAGUAUCAUUCCUGGACAGGCUGUUACAACCUUUGUAGAUCAGCGUGUAGAAAAAUUAGAUGAGGUUCUUCCUUCGUCAGUCAUAACUUAGCAGCUUGAUAGCUUAACUACAUGUCAUACUGGAUGGAGCUUGUUAAUAUGUGAUCUUUUACUAACUAGGUUUUUGGUGGCUUGGUAACUUAAAAUCAAUGGUAACUGAGGGUUGAUUCUACAUUUCACGAUGUUAUGUACAAAGAUUAUGUUUCAGUUUGGUUUGUAGAAGUGGAAGAUGGAAUAACUGUUUGGAGGAUUAAAUGAGGAACUGGACACAAAACCUUGUUAAAAUGUCUGUGUACUUCUAGUAUCUUAUUGUUUGUUCCAGUAAAGAAUAUAAGUCAGCUUACGUUUAGUGGCCUUCUUCUCCCCAGUGCCCCCUGGUGUCCACCAAAGGUACUGUAUUCCCUUGAUGGAAAUCUGGGAGAGAGCAUGAGGUGGGUGAGAGUGAGAGAGAGAGAGAGAGAGAGAGAGAGAGAGAGAGAGAGAGAGAGAGAGAGAGAGAGAGAGAGAGAAAGAGAGAGAGAGAGCGAAAGAAGUGAAGCAAUGUCCAGUGAGUCUGAUAUUGCCCGUAGAGCUUCCAUUAUAAAGUCUGAGAAAAAUGAUGUUCUAGGAGAAGUGCAACAGCGCAGCUGGCGAAUGCUGUUUUCAGGCAGAUGUGAGCUUACAAAGCCUGUUACCGAGGGUUACCAAGCCGAGGGUUCCAUUGGCUAGCUGACUCUUUCUCUCUCCACGUCUCCUCCGCAGUGCACGAAACAGCAAAAGAUGACGUCAGCCACUCCUGACGCCUGCACAGGGUCUGAGCUGUAAUGCUUAGGAGCUGGAGUGCCCUGAGCGCUCCUUAGGAAUUUCCUGUUUUUGUAUCUUUUUAAACAAUAUUAUUUGUUUAUUUUACAUAUUUUCCCUUUUGAUAGAGAGACAAGGAUUGUGCUUGAAGAUGGUUUUUCAAGUACAAAUGAAUAUGAAUGUAAUUUUAGUCAUGAGGUUAAAAAAUGAACAGUAUGGUAGACGACUUCUGUUUUCUGACUUGAAAAAUGACAUGUAAUAAUAAAGCGCUAUGAGGUAUUCACAUAUAUACAGUAGUCUUAGAAACAUGUCUAGGAACUUGGAUUCAAUAUAAUCAUAACGCAUGAGCAACACUUGCUUCUUCAGUAUCCUCUGGUAUUGUCAUAACAAUCUUCACUUUCUUUCUCAUAUGUGGUUCUCUUCAGCUUUCAUUUUUCUCUGCUGGUAUGCUUGAAAUACUAUCUGCUGUCAAGCUGUCUUUUUUUCGGCUAAAUCUUUUUUGUUCAUUCAUUUUAAACCUGAAACCAAAAAGUGCAGCCCCCAGCCUGCCUUGUGUCUUUUUCUCAACCACAGCAUAAGCUGUGCAAUUACAAACUCCUUUGCCCACCCCUCCCAUGACAGUCUCCCCAGUUCUCCUUCCCGUUCCCAAACAACUUCUCCUCUCCUUUUGAAGUGAGCGUGUUUGAAACUGUGCAAUGAUGCCGUAGCACUGUUAAUUUCCAGAGGGUAAAAUGCGAAGGUGUGUUACUUUAUUUGGGUGUAGGGUAGGUACAAGGAGCUUUUCAUGUAUCUACAUGUGCAUGUGUGUGUGUGUGUGUGUGUGUGUGUGUGUGUGAGAGAGAGAGAGAGAGAGAGAGAGAGAGAGAGUGUGUAUGUGUGUAUGCACUUGCAAGGAAACAAAAAACCAAAACAUAUAUCCCUUGAGGCUUGCCACCAAACCAGUGUUCGUUUUGGACCCCAACCAACCUUUGUUUUUAUUGUACCACUGCACACUUUCCUUAAACAAAUUAGGCUACCUGUCUGUACCUGUGGCUGACUAAGGAAGUGGAGGUUGAACACGUCUAAGUGAAGCUUUUAAAAGUCCACCAAAGUUAUCAAAAUUUCUUAAAAAAAAAAAAGAAGAAGAAGGAAAGAAAUCAUUCACUGGAUUUUGAGAUCCAAAAUCUGUCAUAUGUUGAUUUCCAGAAAUAUAUCAUAGAUGGUCUCAAAAAACAAAUCAGUAAGAAUCAUGAAACUCCCAACUAUCGGACAACAUCUAAAUCCCUUUAUAGUUGUACAUAGAAAUAGGAAUCACAAUUCAAUUAGCAGGCAUUACUGUAGACACAAGUCUGAAAUAAGCUAAUAAGAUUACACACAUAAGCUCAUGCACCUUACCAAAUUUGUGAUUACCAAACCAAAUUCGUAACUCCAUACCAAUUUAUUCCUAUCUCUGAGAUAACACAGUGUCAGUGUUAACACGAACCUUCCUGCAGGCAGCAAUCAUUUAGAUCAUUAAUUCAAAACUUUUCAAGAACACAGGUUUUGGUUCUUCAAAACCUGCUCCAAGGUUUGGGAGACAUUCCAAAAUAUGGUCACUGCAUUACAUCAGGUUACGGGGUCGUCCAGAGAACAUUUGUAAAGUAGGUAAAAAGUUAAAUGGAAAGAAGGCCGAAAAGUGAUAGGAUGCACCCACAUUGUUUAGACUGAGCUGUUCCUAAAUGUCAAACAACACCCGCAGUCCACCCAGAAACAACCAACAGCGAGAGAGAUCAAUUUGGCUCAAAUUUAGUAGCUACACGUAUUCUGCUGUUGGUCAUAGUUGUAGGCAUGUGACUGAUUUGUCUGGUAUUGUGAAAAUGUAAAGUUACAGUUGUGCCAUUGUUUUAGAGGUUCACAUAUUUGACCACAUUUCCUGAAAUGUUUGAGAAGUUUAGUUGUUUCUUGUUGACUUUGUGACCAUUUAAUACAAAGACCUGUCAACACAUUGCCAAAUCAAGCCUGCAAUCUAUAUUUUAUCCACUUCUCUUUAUUUCUUUGCUCUAGUUCUCCUGUCUCCCUCUGUCCAUGCUACAACCAUACAAAUAAAGUAUUAACCUGAUGACCUACAAA